Pyricularia pennisetigena is the source of this 465-nucleotide messenger RNA. RefSeq lists its product as uncharacterized. NCBI's taxonomy places the organism in Eukaryota, Fungi, Ascomycota, Sordariomycetes, Magnaporthales, Pyriculariaceae. The transcript has a single exon. The coding region runs from base 1 to 465 and encodes 154 amino acids. The record is from RefSeq and is a predicted model, not a curated record.
AUGCAGCUCAUCAUUUCCAUCAUUCUCCUCAUUACGGCGCUGAUCCACGCCGCACCAACAACCGACACGACACAAACACCCUCACCACUCACGCGACGCGCCGUCAGCGCGGCGCUGGUCCCAUCCUUUGGCGUCACGCGCAAUGCCAACGCCAACGCCAAACAGCGCGGCAGUUGCGACGGCUCCAACGGCCAAAACACGGUCCUAAUACCCUGCUCCUGCCCACCCGACAGGGACGCCUUCCUCGCCAAACUCUCAACCGCCGUGGCGCAGGGCAACGUAUUUGGCGACAAAAUCACUUUUAGCAACGACGCGGCCGACCAAUCCGAGGCCACCAACAAAAAGCGCGCCACCGCUAUGCUGCUGGUCCUGCAGAGCUUCGACGGCACAAAGGGCAAAGGCUGCCCUGGGGCUUCGGCACCGAAUUUUUUGCUGCAGCAGAAGGAUGGGAAAAAGAGGGAUUAG